Syngnathoides biaculeatus (alligator pipefish) is the source of this 2854-nucleotide messenger RNA. Its product is annotated as A-kinase anchor protein 8-like. The record is from RefSeq and is a predicted model, not a curated record. The coding region runs from base 113 to 2158 and encodes 681 amino acids. The transcript has 13 exons. Gene Ontology annotation, cellular component: nucleus. NCBI's taxonomy places the organism in Eukaryota, Metazoa, Chordata, Actinopteri, Syngnathiformes, Syngnathidae. Gene Ontology annotation, molecular function: DNA binding.
GUGUGCGGGUGGCGUCUUGUGCUUGGUUUUUUGGAGUAAAGAAAAAAAUGUGCGCGUAGAGGCUGAGCAAUUGCUUUGCUAACUACUAGUUUUCGAACGACCAAUAAGUACGAUGGAAGGCAGAAAUUACGGCUCAGGUUUUUCCAAUUGGGGUGGUGGAGGCUCUGGCAACCGAAGUUCUAGGAACUUUGAUCUAUUUGGUGGGAAUUAUAAGAAUUCCAUGUCGGGUUUCGGGGGCUACGGUGGCGGCAGCUCCAAGAGAGGCCUCUCUGGGUCAGCAAUGCUCCACGAGAAGAUAACUCAUGCAGAUGAAGUGAUUGCCAAGAUUAAUCAGCGCUUGGACAUGCUCACUCAGUUGGAGGGGGGCAUGAAAGGGGGCCGAGGUGACAGGUUUGGCCAGUUCGAGUCUUUCGACUCACUCUCCUCCCGAGAUCUCUUCAGAUCUGGUGGCAGUAACUAUGGUUGUGAUGAUGGCCGUGGCGACAACAUGCUGUUGGGCCAGCGAGGAGGCUCGGGCUUCGGGGGGGGCAUGGGCCAAGGAGGGGGAGGCGGCUUCAACAGCCUCUCCUCUUCCUAUGGAGUUGCUAAAAUGCGACAGAAUAUGAGAGAGUCCUUCAGCGGUGGGGGAGGAUGGGCCGGAGCAGGCCGUCGUUCCCCCAGAAGGGGCGGAGGUUCAGGGGGUCGAGGAUCUGGCGGAGGGUUUGGGAGCUACAGGUCAGACCCCAUGUCAUUCGGCGGAGGUGGCCGAGGAAGCGGUCACUCCCCAAGAGGUGGUCGAGGCAAGCUCCCAUCCCUCCUGUCCAACCGCAUGUACUCAGGGAGUGGAGGUUUCCACCAGGGACCCUCCCAAGGCCCCCACGACUUUCCCGGGAGGCAUUUUGGAGGGGCCCCGUGGGCCGGCCACCAGCGAGGCCGCAAGAGACCCCUUAACAAACAGGUAAAACCACAAAACGAUGUCCAGAAGAAACGAAAGCAGAUGCUGACUCCCGCCGAUGAGCCGGAAUCUAAAAUAAACAAAACUGAAAGCGCAGACACUGAUGCUUCUGAAGAGCAAACGGACAAAAAUGGUGACAAUGAGGCAGCGACUGAGGAUACUACUGAUGGAGAUUCAGGUGCAGUUAAACAGGAUGAGGGUGCUGAGAAAAACGCAGCACAGGACAAGCAGCCUGCUCCCCGAGCCCCAGGCAAGUCUGCAAAAGCAAAAAAGAAGAGGGGCUUUCAGGAGAGGGUUAUGUUUGCGUGUUCUGUGUGCAAGUUCCGAUCCUUCUACAAGGAUGAGAUGGAACGUCAUUUGGAGAGUCGCUUCCACAAGGACCACUUCAAGUUCCUCUCGGGGCAACUGUCCAAGCCGACCACAGACUUCCUGCAGGAUUAUUUGCAGAACAAGUUCCAGAAAACAGACCAAAUGGUCAGUCAGUUGGAGAACCACAGUGUUACCAUCUGCCAGAUGUACAGAGACCAGGACCUCACAAGGGAUAUCGGGAUGGAGCACUUUUUGAAGAAGGUGGAAGCUGCGCACUGCGGUGCAUGUGACCUCUUCAUUCCCAUGGAGCUUCACCUGAUUCAAAAGCACAUCAAUUCCCACGACCACAACUACAAUCGCAAGGAAAUGAUGGACCAGUCCAAGAGAGCUAGCUUGUGGGUUGCACGCAGCAUCCUCAACCACAAAGUCAUUGGCAAGAGGCUGGAGAGCUACCUCAAGGGAGAAAAUCCAUUUACUGGGAACCAGGAGGGCCAGGGCGCAUCCACCUCCACCGUGGUGGACGCAACAGAGGAACAGAAGGAGUCGGUCACUGUUGAGGAAGAGUCCGAAGCAGCAGAGCCAACAACCCAGCAGGCGGCUGAUGAGGAACCAGCCGAGGAACCGGCCGAGGAGGUAAAGAUGGCAGAUGAUGACGACGAGGAGGAGAAGAAGGAGGAGGAGAAGAAAGAGGUGGAGGAAGAAGAGACUGCGGUGGCGGCAGCGGACGACAUGGAGGGAGGAGAGGAGGAGCAGUUGAUCCAGGAGGGCGAGAUGGACGAGGAAGAAGGGUUUGAAGUUGGAGAAGAUGAGGAGGAAGACUACGUCGAGGGUUACGUGGUCCACGAUGAACUUGACGACGACGAGGAUGGACUGGAGGUGGCCGGCGCUGCGGUUGAAGAUGAGCACAAAGAAUGACUUUCAGAUGAAUUCUCACCGGCCAAUGAAGCCGACACCUGACUCGCAAUGAAAGAAUAUGUAACCCUUCCAUUUUUCACUUCCACAUUGUUUGUGUUUAUACUUCGUGGAGUAGUUUGGCAUGCGUUUUGGAAAAUGGCAGUUUGAUCCCAGUCCAGACUACCAUAUGCUUUUUUAUUUUUUUGUGCCUUUUUGUUUAAUUUUAGUUGACAAUUUGUUCAAUAGCUUCAAGGCGCUUUGUACAUUUAAUAAUUUUGUCAGUCUACAAAUAAUAUUCUGCCAAUUGAUAAUAGAAGUUGAGUGUUUUUUUUCCCCCUGAUUUUGUUUUACAGCAGGAAUUAUUUGAGGGAUUGUUUGUUCCUUCUCCCUACAAAUGUAACUAUUCCAGUCUUGUGAAUAUACCUAAGCCAUAUCUCUUUAAAACUAAAUUUUCGAAAACAACAUGGGGUGGGGACAUGAUUUAGAGGGUUAUUAAAAAAAAUGAAUUACUUAGAACAAUACAUUUUACAGGCAUGAUUUUGUGUUAAAAAGAACAUGACUGGAACCCUGCCCAUCAGUUGAGACCUUCAAGUUCUUGGGAAUUACAGUCUUGCAUGACCUGAAGUGAGAGAUUAAUAAGUCAGUGUUCAGUACUACUUGCGGCUUCUGAAGAAGCACGACAAGACAAGAGCUGCUGAGACAUUUCUUCAAGGCAGU